AGUGGAGUUGGCUCAAUCCCAACCACGGACUUCCAAAGGAGUACAUAUAGAGUGAAAAAUACCGGUGUUUCAAAAAUACAGCGAUGUGCGUUGGGCAAGCAAAACUCUUCUAACCCUGGAAACAAUAAGGCAUGAAAAGUUCCUUGGCCUUGUGGAUAAAAACCUAUACCUGGCUAGCUCAUUAAUUUGCUUUAUCGUAUACUCCUACUUCUGCUAACCACUGUUCACCCCACAAAUGUGGACUCCUAAAGCAUCCAAACGUUAAUCAAUAAUAAAGAAAUGAAACAAUCAAAGAGUGAACACACUCAAUGCAAAGACAAGUCUCUUAUAUUCACAACUGAAAUUGAUUAAAAAUCCGACAGAAAAUCAGUGAUACGAUCAACAUCUUACCAAAAUAAAAUUGGAAUGGCUAGAGCUAAUGAGAGAGAUGUGUGCGAUAAUGUAGCACAUCCAGCAGCGAAUCCAGCAGUAAAUGGUUAUCAGAUAAAGCCGCGACGAUCUCAAAAACCUAUCCCCACUCUACAGCAUUUUAUUCAGCAAAUCCGCUUAAUGAAACAUUUAAACAUCACACCGUUUAUGGUGUUGCCCAACAUGUCGGGAAAAUCACCUGUAGUAUUAACUCAUGGAUGAGUAAAUCCAGCAUUGCACACCGAUCUUCAAAAGUAGUGCUAAAUUGAAAUAAACUUGUAAAUGUCAUGACUGGGCAGAUGGC
Ascoidea rubescens DSM 1968 is the source of this 712-nucleotide messenger RNA. RefSeq lists its product as uncharacterized. Bases 406 to 630 code for a protein of 74 amino acids. NCBI's taxonomy places the organism in Eukaryota, Fungi, Ascomycota, Saccharomycetes, Ascoideales, Ascoideaceae. The transcript has a single exon. The record is from RefSeq and is a predicted model, not a curated record.